Molecule: messenger RNA, 861 nt
Organism: Paramecium pentaurelia
Lineage: Eukaryota; Ciliophora; Oligohymenophorea; Peniculida; Parameciidae
Source: the annotation of a GenBank genome assembly
AUGAUUUGUAGCAAUAUAAAAAUCUUAUAAAAUAAUGAAAACCUCACAAGCAAGUUUCUUGAAGAAAAAAUAGAAGUUUAUGGUUUAGAAAUGCAAUAAUGCAUUGAAGUAUAUUUCAUUAAUUAAAAAUUUUAGUCCUCCUUCAUUAGAAUUGAUAAUUUUCUUGAUUAAAUAAUCAAUGACUCUUUCAAUUCCUUUAAUUAAAAUUUAGAAUAAUCAUAAUUAGCAAUGCUUCAUUAAUAAUUUAUUUUAUUUCCCUAAUUAGCAAUACCAAAUUUUGCGAAUUAAUAAUUCGGAAAUGAACUGAUUCAUUCUCUAACCCCAUUAGUGAAAUUUUCUAUUGAAAAUGAAAUAAAAAAGAAUGUGGAAGCUCUUAAUUAAGACAAUAGAGCAAUUUAGAAAGAGAAUUAGUAAAUCUAAGACCUUAAUCAUCAAAUUCUUAUAUAGUCAAAUAAUAUUAAAGAGCUUUAUAAAUAAUAAUAAAAUGAAAAUUAACUUACACAAUAAAAGUCUAAGAUUUUAGUGGAGAAUGAAGAAGUAUUGUAAAAUUAAUUUUUAUAAUAAUCAAAAUAAAUUUAAUACCUUAAUGAAAAUUUAAAAUUGAUAGAAAAUAAACUGAAAACCAAUCUUAUAAUCUUCAAUAAAGAAUUAGAAUCAAGCUUGAGAAAUUAUUCUAAAGAAUUAGCUUUUUCAACAAAAUUUAAAUAAAAAGACAUAUAAAUUUUAGAGAAUGGAAAAAUAGCUUUUGCCUAAAAUAAUGUGUGGUAAGUUUGCAUUUGUGAUCAANUAGCCAAUUAUUUAACUUAACCAAAAUUUUAAACUAAAAUAAUUUAUUAAAUUCUCUCUUUUUUUUAGUUCUGA